Molecule: messenger RNA, 3663 nt
Organism: Miniopterus natalensis
Lineage: Eukaryota; Metazoa; Chordata; Mammalia; Chiroptera; Miniopteridae
Source: RefSeq, a predicted model, not a curated record
CUUGCCACUGCCAGGAGGACGGCGUCACGCUGUGGGCCGACUGCUCGGAGCUCGGGCUCUCCGCGGUGCCCCGGGACCUGGCCCCCCUGACGGCUUACCUAGACCUGAGCAUGAACAACCUCACAGAGCUGCAGCCUGGCUGCUUCCACCACCUGCGCUUCCUGGAGGAGCUGCGACUCUCUGGGAACCAUCUCUCACACAUUCCAGGAGGGGCAUUCUCUGGUCUCUACAGCCUGAAAAUCCUGAUGCUGCAGAACAACCAGCUGGGAGGGAUCCCCACCGAGGCACUGUGGCAGCUGCCGAGCCUGCAGUCUCUGCGCCUGGAUGCCAACCUCAUCUCCCUGGUCCCGGAGAGGAGCUUCGAGGGGCUCUCCUGCCUCCGCCACCUGUGGCUGGAUGACAAUGCGCUUGCCGAGGUCCCUGUCCAGGCCCUCAACAACCUCCCCGCCCUGCAGGCCAUGACCCUGGCCCUCAACCGCAUCAGCCAGGUCCCCGACUAUGCCUUCCAGAACCUCAGCAGCCUCGUGGUGCUGCAUCUUCAUAACAACCGAAUCCAGCGACUGGGGACCCACAGCUUCGAGGGGCUGCACAGUCUGGAGACGCUGGACCUGAACCACAAUGACCUGCAGGAGUUCCCCCUGGCCAUCCGGACCCUGGGCCGGCUGCAGGAGCUGGGUUUCCACAACAACAACAUCAGGGCCAUCCCAGAGAAGGCCUUCAUGGGGAACCCUCUGCUGCAGACCAUACACUUUUAUGACAACCCGAUCCAGUCCGUGGGGAGGUCGGCGUUCCAGUACCUGCCAAAGCUGCACACGCUGUCCCUGAAUGGAGCUAUGGACAUCCAGGAGUUCCCAGACCUCAAAGGCACCACGAGCCUGGAGACCCUGACCCUGACCCGUGCCGGCAUCCGGCUGCUCCCGCCCGCGAUGUGCCAGCAGCUGCCCAGGCUCCGAGUCCUGGAACUGUCUCACAACCGAAUCGAGGAGCUGCCCAGCCUGCAUAGGUGUCAGAAGCUGGAGGAGAUCGGCCUCCAGCACAACCGCAUUUGGGAAGUCAGAGCCGACACCUUCAGCCAGCUGAGCUCCCUACGGGCCCUGGACCUGAGCUGGAACGCCAUCCGGUCCAUUCACCCUGAGGCCUUCGCCACCCUGCGCUCCCUGGUCAAGCUGGACCUGACAGACAACCAGCUGACCACCCUGCCCCUGGCCGGACUUGGGGGCCUAAUGCAUCUCAAGCUCAAAGGGAACCCGGCUCUGUCUCAGGCCUUCUCCAAGGACAGUUUCCCAAAACUGAGGAUCCUGGAGGUGCCCUAUGCCUACCAGUGCUGUGCCUACGGUGUCUGUACCGGCUUCUUCAAGGCCUCUGGGCAGUGGGAGGCGGACACCUUCCACCUUGAGGAUGGGGAGUCUCCGAAGAGGCCCCUGGGCCUUCUUGCCGGACAGGCCGAGAACCACUAUGACCUGGACCUGGAGGAGCUCCAGCUGGAAGUGGAGGGCACAAAGCCACACCCCCGUGUCCAGUGCAGCCCCGUUCCAGGCCCCUUCAAGCCCUGCGAGCACCUGUUUGAGAGCUGGGGCAUCCGCCUGGCGGUGUGGGCCAUCGUGGUGCUGUCCCUGCUCUGUGACGGCCUGGUGCUGCUGAGCGUGUUUGCGGGCGGGCCUGUCCCCCUUCCCCCCGUGAAGUUUGUGGUCGGUGCCAUCGCAGGGGCCAACACCCUGACCGGCAUCUCCUGUGGCCUCCUGGCCUCCGUGGAUGCCCUGACCUUUGGCCAGUUUGCCAAGUAUGGGGCCCGCUGGGAGUCGGGGCUGGGCUGCCGGGCCACCGGCUUCCUGGCCGUGCUCGGGUCUGAGGCCUCGGUGCUGCUGCUGACUCUGGCCGCAGUGCAGUGCAGCGUCUCCGUGUCCAGCAUCCGGGCCCACGGGAAGGCGCCCGCCCUGGGCAGCGUGCGCGCAGGGGCGCUGGGCUGCCUGGUGCUGGCGGGGCUGGCCGCGGCCCUGCCCCUGGCCUCGGUGGGAGAGUACGGGGCCUCCCCACUCUGCCUGCCUUACGCCCUCCCCGAGGGCCGCCCGGCCGCCCUGGGCUUCGCCGUGGCCCUGGUGAUGCUGAACUCCUUCUGCUUCCUGGUCAUGACGGGCGCCUACAUCAAGCUCUACUGCGACCUGCCACGGGGCGAGCUGGAAGCCGUGUGGGACUGUGCCAUGGUGCGGCAUGUGGCCUGGCUCAUCUUUGCAGACGGGCUGCUCCACUGCCCGGUGGCCUUCCUCAGCGUGGCCUCCAUGCUCGGCCUUGUCCCUGUCACCCCCGAGGCUGUCAAGUCAGUGCUGCUGCUGGUGUUGCCCCUGCCCGCCUGCCUCAACCCGCUGCUCUACCUGCUCUUCAACCCGCACUCCCGCGAGGACCUGUGGCGGCUGUGGCCCUGCGCGGGCGCCCCGGGGCCCCUGGCCUCCGCGGUGGCCAGCCACCUGGAGAAGAGCUCCUGUGACUCCACGCAGGCCCUGGUGGCCUUCUCCGAUGUGGAUCUCAUCCUGGAAGCUUCCGAGGCUGGGCGGCCCCCUGGGCCAGAGACCUAUGGCUUCCCCUCGGUGACCCUCGUCUCCUGCCAGCAGCCGGGGAGCCCCAGGCUAGAGGGUAACCACUUUGUAGAGCCAGAGGGAACCCACUUUGGAAACCAGUCACCUUCUGUGGACGGAGAGCUGCUGCUGAGGGCGGAAGAGGCCACGCCUGGUGGCGGGGGCUUGUCGGGCAGGGGCAUCCAGCCCUCUGGCUCAGCCUUUGCCUCGCACAUAUAAAUGUCCCUCCAUCCUGGUCUCCCGCAGCCUCCUUCCCUCCCCGCCAUGAACAGUGGCUGCUUGUAAAAUAAAUUCAACCCACACUCAGCAGCCAUGCGGUCCACAGGAAGAGGGCCCCAGCUCUGGCUCCCUGGUUUCCCGUGGCCGUCACCUGUGGGUGCUGUGUGGCCUGGUUUCCUCUGGGCCUCUUCCCGGCCACCUGAUGGCUCCACAAGACACCACAAGUCCUUGAAGGCCCUGAUCCUAGGAGCUUGACCUGGAGUAAGGUGGUGAGUCCAUCACCAGCAGAGACUCCACACUCCACCCGCCAAGGGUGAGGAGGAGGCUGCCCUUGUGGUUCCAGUCUCAGUCCUGGGCACUGGGGCAGAGAGCAGGGGUCCUGCCACCGCCUCCCCGAGCCCAAGUACCAAAGAAGAGGGAGGGUUCCUGGACCUGGUGGGUGCUGUCUGGCUUCCCUCUGGCCCUGAGCUGCCGUCCUGUGGUUCUCCGUCUUUCACCUCUUGCCAAAGCCUGGCCCGCCCUUGGCAUCCUGGGUCCUUCUCUGUGGGACAGGAGCCCUCAGCCAGCAGACGAGGGGAUUGUGUUGUUGUGUAUUGUAUUGUAGGAAGCAUCAUAGGAAUCAGGUUCCUAGGGGCCCCAAAUAGGCCAGGACCCUUCUGCUUUGCCUACUGUGACCUUCCUAUCUUACAGUUCACCCAGUGUCCCUGAGCAUUUCAGGGUGCCCCCUCCCCGCCCCAAACACACACCCUGGGGAUGAGGAGGGGGGAGCUGGGCCACUCUGCAGACAUAAGAGAAUCGGGUGAGGCUUGUCCCGGCUCACCUCUACCUACCUACCUCUGCUCUGGGGCGGCCGUUUCUCCCUCCAGCACCCCCG